CUGAAUAUUUCCACUUCAGUCUCUGUGGGGAGCAGGCUAGGCAACUAACUCUGUACUAGACAAUUCAAUUAUGUAUAAAAGCUUCAGAAACAAUGCAAUAUUGGACUGCAGAAACAUUAAAGGACAGCCAGAGCUUUGGAAGUUUUGGCAAAUCUGGUGGAAAAGUAACGCAUCCAUAUGAUUGUUGUUCAGAACCAUUUGGGAAGCCUAAUCUCAGCCUUUAUCAGACAAUCUCAAGACCACUGAAGAAAUGUCAUAUUUUGUUUAAGAAUUAUUUAAAGGGACCCUCUCGGAUUACCACCUUGGAAACAAGCCAGUCUCCAUCUGUGGAUGAGUGUAAAGCCAUAAUCAGAGAACUGGCCACAGAGCUGCAUCGGAUAUCAAAGUAUCAAGAUAACUUCACCUCCAGCCACGAGGAUGGCUACAGCCUGGCAGAGUGUCAACAGUUCAUCCUACAAUGGGCGGAGGAGUUGAGCAUCUUACCGAAGAUAUCCGUGGGGCAAAGCAGGAGCUCACCAAAGGCCCUGCGUACCUGCUGGGAGGACUAUGAGGUAGAGGAGAGAACAUCUCCAAAAGAGGCUGAGAGAAGACUGGCAGAAGCUCAGCACAUCGUCUCAGAAUGGGCUGCAGGACUACAAUCACGAAAACAGGACUCAGUGUGUCCAGGAGAGGAUGUGUGUUCAGUCCUGCAGGAUCUGGAGGGACAGUGGAAGAGAGGGAAGCUACCCAACAUGCUCCCUGUCAUGGACUUCCUCAUCUGGACUGUGUUACAGGAACAGCCUCAAGAGGGCUCCAUCCCAGAGCUGUGGCUCAAAUCCAAGCAGAGGUUCAAACAUUCAGCCUUCACCGCAGUGAUUCCUGAACCAGUAUGGGACUGGAUAAGCAAAGCAUCAGUUGACAUUCUCUUGGACCCUGAAUCAGCCAAUCCAGAUUUCAUCAUGUCCAACAAUCAGAAACGUGUGAGAGUGGGAAAAAUAAUAGAGAGUAAACAUGAUCCUAGAGACGGACACGGUCACUACCGCGCAUCUCACAAGUAUGAUGGGUGGUGGUGUGCACUGGGAACGCAGGGCUUUACCAAAGGUAGGCAUUACUGGGAGGUGGGGGUGGAAGGAAAGACAGACUGGAGGAUAGGGAUAACCAGGGAAUCUGCACCAAGAAGAGGCUUCGUUGAACUGAACACGUCAACAGGUUACUGGACACUUCGGAUGCAGGUCAGUGGGCUGAAGGCUCUAACGGUUCCGGCUGUCGAUAUCAAGAUUCCAGAACAUCUCAAGAAGAUCGGGGUCUACCUUGACAUUGAGGAGGGGCAGCUCUCCUUUUAUGAUGUUGUAGCACGCAGUCAUAUCUACACCUUCAAUGACACGUUUUCUGAACAGGUUUAUCCAGUCUUUGGUACAGUAGAGACAGACAGAGACCUUGUCAUACUGUAGUACACAGCUAAAUGGAAAAGAAAAGUCACAGAAGUUAUUGAGGAUGUCUCAUGACUAAGAACCACCCUAGACCACAGGCCUUCAUUUAGUCUAAGUGAUGACAUUACCCUAUUUUUAACAGGGACAUUUGGGGAAGUUACUCCGCCCACUUGCUUUACGACGGCACCAAUUAUGCCAAAAAACACAGCUAAUUCCAUACACGGUGUAUACAAUAUUUAGUAACUUUGUUCUGAACAUGUUCUCUUCCGUCCCCAAGCACAACAGGUUGAUGGUAAUCCAUAAUGGUGACCAUGUAUUAUCCUUACUCCAGUUAUACUGUAGCAAUUUGAUUUCUAUCUUUCUUUUUUUAUGACUUGGGAAAAGCUUUACUUUGUGAAUUUAUUGAUAUGGUGACAUUAGAUGUUUACUAUGAUUUCAUCAGUUGAGGUUAGCUACAAAAAUAAUAAUAUUUAUUUUUUCAUACUUCCUCAAUGAGUUUGUACAGCACUGACUACGCUAUAGAGGCUAAAAUCUGUUUCUUUUUUUGUUUUGCACUUAGCACUUUGCACAUUCUGUUAUUCUUUCAAGUAUGGAUUGAACGGAGUAUAUUUUAGUAUCUUGGUUUCCUUGGUUUGAUAUUUUAUUUCAUGAAACAUGGGACCAUCAUGUUGCCUUUAUAUUGUUGUUCAAACAGACCAUUUAAAGAAUUAAAUUCAAGACAAUUCAUGAGGACGUUUAUAUAGGCACAGAUGAUGUCAGAAACCAAUCAGAUAUAUUCGUCUCUCAGCAUCAGUCAGGCUCAUCUUUUCUCUCCCCAGCCAGCUUGUUUAUGAGGUAAGACUGUUUAUGAGGUAAGAAUGUGUUUAUGAGGUAGGCCUGUGUUUAUGAGGUAGGCCUGUGUUUAUGAGGUGGGCCAGUGUUUAUGAGGUAGGCCUGUGUUUAUGAGGUAGGCCUGUGUUUAUGAGGUAGGCCUGUGUUUAUGAGGUAGGCCUGUGUUUAUGAGGUCGGCCUGUGUUUAUGAGGUCGGCCUGUGUUUAUGAGGUCGGCCUGUGUUUAUGAGGUAGGCCUGUGUUUAUGAGGUAGGCCUGUGUUUAUGAGGUAGACCUGUGUUUAUGAGUUAGGCCCUUGUUUAUGAUGUAAGAAUGUGUUUAUAAUGUAAGACUGUGGUUUUAUGAGGUAGGCCUGUGUUUAUGAGGUCGGCCUCUGUAUAUGAGGUAGGCCCGUGUUUAUGAGGUAGGCCCGUGUUUAUGAGGUAGGCCCGUGUUUAUGAUGUAAGAAUGUUUAUGAGGUAGGCCCGUGUUUAUGAGGUAGGCCCGUGUUUAUGAGGUAGGCCCGUGUUUAUGAGGUAGCCUGAUCACCUGCCAUCACUACGACUUGCUGUUUCAGUCCCAUUGAUUGUCUCUGGGAGCACAAAGCUCUCUCUCAACGUUUUCGACGAGGCACAUUGAUGAAUCCAUGGUCAAAUGCCUUCACAAGAUCACUUCACAGUAGCGGCUAAUAAUAUACUAUUGUAAAACGUAA
This is a messenger RNA of Salvelinus sp. IW2-2015, 2930 nucleotides long. RefSeq lists its product as uncharacterized. Gene Ontology annotation, cellular component: cytoplasm. Gene Ontology annotation, biological process: protein ubiquitination. Gene Ontology annotation, molecular function: ubiquitin protein ligase activity; protein binding. The record is from RefSeq and is a predicted model, not a curated record. NCBI's taxonomy places the organism in Eukaryota, Metazoa, Chordata, Actinopteri, Salmoniformes, Salmonidae.